AUGAAACGUCUUGCUCUUGCAUGGCUGUUGGCCCAGCCCGUUCUUGGCGGCGGUGGGUUGGUCGGAUAUGGCAUUUACCCAUACGAGCCACCCUGCGCGUACGCCUGUCUCCGAUCGCUGGGGAGCUUGAUGCUCGAGUGCUCCAGUCGUGAGGAGAUGCCAAGCGGAAUGAGUCAUGGUCCGGGCAUGACUUCUCCAGAGUGCAGGGCCGGUGACACACCUUGGCUUACCACUCUUGCUUGGUGCAUCAAGACAGAAUGUGCCGAGUAUCACGUCCCCGUCUCCAAGCUUGAGGGUUUUUGGGAGAAGGAAUCUACUGAGAGUCCCAAUGUUUCUCCCAAAUGGAGUUGUUCGACCUCUUUGCCGAAAAUCUCGAAAUCGCCGACGCAGCAACUCACAACUACCGACGAGUACCUCAACACAACCUCCAUUGUUGACCCCUCGGUGUAUCUAGCUCAGUACAAUGCCCUCACCGCCGUCUAUCGUGAAAACCUCGUCGAAGCAGGUUUUGGCAUCGCUAUCCUGGUCGCUGGAUUUGGCAUUCCCAUGGCCCUCACCUGGCUUGGCUAUGUUCCAUACAUGUCAGGUCUCCUCGACAAAGUGAAGCCAUACUUUGUCUACCAAACAAUUGUGGGAACAUAUCAUGUCCGCCCGCUUCCUUACCUCCUCGGCAAUGCUCCUACAGUCGGUCAAGGCCUCCACGUGCUAGUAUUCUUCAUCCUCAACCUCAUCCUCACGGCCGUCAACUACAAAACACAGCAGCCCCAUGCCUGGUAUACCACGCGGGCCAAGGAGAUCACUGCCUACAUCUUUUACCGCACAGGAGUGUUUGCCUUUGUUCUGCUCCCUCUCUUGAUUCUCUUCUCGUCCAGGAACAACUUUCUGCUCUGGAUGACAGACUGGUCUCACUCAACCUACAUGUUGUUACACCGCUGGGUAGCUCGCAUGCUUGCCCUCCAAGCCCUCCUUCAUACUCUUCUCGCCCUGCCUUUGUACUAUCCCGCCGAAGCUAGGAAGGAAUACUGGAUCUGGGGUGCCGUGGCAACUGUGGCAACCAUGAUAAUGGUUUUUGCGAGCGGCCUUUACGUCCGUCGUUUUGCCUACGAAGCCUUUCUCAUCUCCCAUAUCCUUCUUGCAGUCUUUGUCAUUGUCGGAUGUUGGUACCACAUCAAGUACUGGAUUGGUCUCGUUUGGGGAUACGAGGUCUGGCUGGAAAUUGCUUGCGGCGUGUGGUUCUUUGAUCGUCUCGUGCGAGUAGGUCGCAUCUUGAAGACGGGUUUAUGUCGCUCUAAGGUUACUGACCUUGGCAAUGGUUAUGUCCGUGUUGAUGUCCCUGGAAUCCGAUGGGCGUCUGAGCCUGGUAAUCAUGUGUAUGCUUACUUCCCAACACUCAACCCGUUGCGUCCUUGGGAGAACCACCCUUUUUCUGCCCUGCCGACUGCCCUGCUAUCACAUUCAGGCAGCGGCGUCAACUAG
Molecule: messenger RNA, 1476 nt
Organism: Fusarium vanettenii 77-13-4
Lineage: Eukaryota; Fungi; Ascomycota; Sordariomycetes; Hypocreales; Nectriaceae
Exons: 2
Coding region: 1-1476 (491 amino acids)
Biological process (GO): iron ion transport; copper ion import; intracellular iron ion homeostasis
Cellular component (GO): plasma membrane
Molecular function (GO): ferric-chelate reductase activity
Source: RefSeq, a predicted model, not a curated record